Herpailurus yagouaroundi (jaguarundi) is the source of this 4490-nucleotide messenger RNA. It is a transcript of the gene SLFN14, whose product is annotated as schlafen family member 14. Gene Ontology annotation, molecular function: RNA endonuclease activity; ribosome binding. Gene Ontology annotation, biological process: mRNA catabolic process; rRNA catabolic process. The record is from RefSeq and is a predicted model, not a curated record. NCBI's taxonomy places the organism in Eukaryota, Metazoa, Chordata, Mammalia, Carnivora, Felidae.
AUGUAUGCAAAUGUGUUUUUAAAUAGAUCAAAGGAGGGCGAAGUGAAAGAAAGGGAAACUAUAGCAAGUGAUUGGCAUAGAGGGACUGCUGGGCUGGAUGGUGUCCAGACCGACAUGGAAAUGCUCGAUCCCAAGACAGUUGUACACGUGGGCAGGAUGACUUUUGGAGAAGAGAGCAGGAAGAAGAUGGCCAGUAGCUAUCUGAAAAGAAGAGAGAAUGCGAAAAUCAUCCAAGCUACCUGUGCGCUGUUAAAUUCUGGAGGGGGUGUGAUCAAAGCAGAGAUUGAUGAUAAAACCUACAGUUAACGAUGCCAUGGGCUGGGGCAGGACCUGGAAACUUCUUUUCAGAAGCUCCUUCCUUCAGGUUCACAGAAAUACCUUGACUACAUGCAGCAGGGGCACAAUCUCCUGAUUUUUGUAAAGUCCUGGAGCCCAGAUGUCUCCAGCCUCCCCCUAAGGAUUUGCAGCUUGCGUUCCAAUCUCUACCAGAGAGCCGUGACUUCCACUGUCAACCUGAGCGCCAGCAGUGCCUUGGAGCUUCUCAGAGAGAAGCAGUCUAGAGCCCAAAGAGGAAGAUCAAGGGUGAAGGAGUGGAGUUCUCAGAAAGUUCCUUACGGAUACAUUCAGGAAGAGGAAGAUAGGAGGGUGUCUGCCUCAGAACUGUUUCAAAAGGACAGGCUCCUGUAUAAGGAGAAACUCAAUGUUACGGAGUCAACACGUGUGGAGCUUAAAAGGUUCACCACCAGAAAGAUUGUCCCUCGGAUUAAAGAAAUGCUGCCUCAUUACGUUUCUGCGUUUGCCAACACCCUCGGGGGAUACCUAAUUAUUGGAGUAGAUGAUAAGAGCAAAGAAGUGUUUGGCUGUCAGAGAGAAAAAGUGAACCCUGACUUACUAAAAAAGGAAAUAGAAAGCUGUGUAGAACAAUUGCCAACCUUCCACUUCUGCUGUGAGAAGCCAAAGGUGCAUUUCACAACCAAAAUCUUGAAUGUGUACCAAAACAACGUCCUGUAUGGCUAUGUCUGUGUGGUUCACAUGGGGCCCUUCUGCUGUGUAGUAUUCACAGAGGCCCUGGAUUCCUGGAUCAUGAGGGACAAUUCUGUCACAAGGCUGACGGCGGAGCACUGGGUAGCCAUGAUGCUGGAUAUUCAGUCAGCAACUUCCAGUCUCGCCACUGACUACAGCUUUCACCUGAGUUCACCAGCUCCAUCAGCCCUAGGAAGCCCAUCAUCUCCCAAAAAAGUCCUGGAAUUUAAGAGACCUCUACAACGUCUGUUUCCAGUGACACAGGAAGAGAUACAGUUUAAACCAGUAUCCCUCUGUAAGAAGCUCUUCUCAGAUCAUAAAGGACUCAAGGAGUUAAUGAAGACACAGAUAUAUCCUUGUUCUCAGGGGAUUGUGAUAUUUUCUAGAAGCUGGGCCAGUGAUGUUGGCUUAAGGAAAGAGCGGGAUGUCCUGUGCGAUGCUCUUCUAAUAGCAGUUAACAGUCCCCUGGUACUCCAUACAAUCUUAAUACGCCCCGGUUGGAUUGGAGGGCUUGAAUAUGGCCGAAACACUGUUCAUCAGUUAAAGCAGAAACUGGGAACCAUUGGUGGUUACACAGGGAAAGUGUGUGCUAUCCCAAGGUUGAUGCACCUGUCCAGCACACAGUGCAGCCCCAAUGAAAUCCCUAAAUCCCUGUUCACUACCCCCAGUCCUACAUGGCUUGCUGCCAAGGAUGAAAUGGAAGACUUGUUGCCGGCCUUUAUCAUAGUCUCACUGUGUUCCAGAUCUCUUCUGAGUGACCAGCUGGGCUGUGAAUUUUUCAACUUGCUCAUAGAGGAGCAAUGUGAGUUGCUUUCAGAAAGCCUUCAGGAGCCGUGAGAAUUUAUCCACUACUUUCCAGGAACCAGGAAGACAGCCCUAGCCAUAAAGAUCGUGGAGAAAAUUAAGCAUUUGUUGCACUGCAAACCAAAAGAGAUCCUUUAUGUUUGUGAAAGUGACUCUUUAAAGGAUUAUGUGAUCCAACAAACCACCUGCAGAGUUGUGACUCGGAAAACCUUACAAGGGGAGUUCCUAGAGGUUAAACACAUAGUGAUGGAUGAGACUGAGAAUUUCUGCAGUAAAUAUGGAGACUAGUACUUGAAGGCCAGGAGCCUUCAAAGGUGAGCUCCCCUCAACCUUCCAAAGGUGAGGGGAGCUGGGAGUGAAAACCUUCAUCAUGGGAUUCUCUGGAUUUUUCUGGACCCUUUCCAAGUCCAUCAGGCAGAUAUUAAUGGCCUCCCCCCUUCAUCUGCUCAGUUUCCUCAAAAAACAAUCACCAAUGGGAUCCACUGUGCUCUGGAAAUAGCAACGGUCACGAAAGAAGAAAUGAGGAGGAUCAGAGCAAAUCUGCCCUCUGGCAGGUCCCCAGACACACUGCCAUUGUUCAGGGAAACUGCCUACAAGGAAGCAGUGUGUGCCCAGGGUCUGCCUGGGGUGGAUGACACAGAGACUGGCCUCACUAUGGAACAAAUUGUGAAACACGUGGUGGAAAGGUGUCACCACCUGUUCCAAUGUGGCUACCUGCCCAAAGACCUAGCCAUUCUGUGCAGGAAAAGGGAGGACAGAGGACGCUAUGAGCCUGCACUGCUAAAAGCAGUGGGAUUAUUUGUAACCCCCCUGGAGCAACGAAGGUUUCAACAGUUUUCAGGCCUGGAGAGGAAGAUUGUGUUUGGGCUGAGUCCAGAAUGUGCACUGUCAGAAGAAGCACAUGAGCUCCGUUUUGCCUCAUGAGCCAUUAAACACCUCUACGUGCUUUAUGAAAAGAGGGCAGCUUUCCGAAAAUUAUUUUAACAAUACAGGUGCCAGAAAGAGCAGAGUCUCUUCUCUGGGGGAGGUGGCAGCUACUCCUUCUCACAUAUUGCAAGUGAGAAAGUCAAGGCACAGUAAGUACCGUGUGGAGCCAAGAAAUGUCUCUUGGGAGUGACCUUUCACUCUGUGUGCUGUUACUGUCCUUUUCCUCCUCCUAUACACUUAUGGCAGACUGACGAUUGGUCCCCUGCCUCUGGUUUUCCUAUCCAGUCCAUCUUUCAGGGACCGGCGGUUCUCCUUAAAUGGGGAACUGACUGUGUGGCAUUCCCUGCCAACGUAUCUGCAGGGAGGCCCUGCAGGCCAGAAGCCAAACCAAUUCUCAAGGCUUUCCAUGACACACCCUGACUUCCUCUCCUAAUGCGUCCUUUGUUAUAACUCCUCUCCCAAGGCGUCUAAGGCAGCCCAGCCUCGCUGACCCAUUUUGGGAGUGGGAGGGAGGAUGCCCCCCAGGCUACUUACUUUAACUGGGUAUCUCAGGGGCAGCACCUUGUUGAGUACCUCAUACUGGCUCUGGGUCUCGAGCUUCAUGGGCCCACAACUUGAUUUCCUCUUUGCACUAAGCAUGGAUUGGUCUCUUGGAGAUGGUUUGAUGCCAGUCAAGCUCACAAAAGACCAACGCACACAUGAAAAUGUCACCCUGUCAGUUUACAGUGAGUACUGUAGUAGUAAGUGGGCCAGAUGCUUUUGCUAAUCCAUAUAUUCAAUGGCAACAUUGGAAGCCAAAUUAUGAGCAUAGCUUUGCAGCAAUGGGGAUCCCAUUCAAAUGUGUGAAGAGUCUAGGCAAUAUUCGACUAGUGCAGUCAUCUCUAAAAUCGGGAUAUUUCCACCACAAGGACUCAGACAGGUCAGGUUUUCAAAAUAAAGCAAAUUUAUUUUUCUUCUCUCCUAGUUUCCAAAGUUUCCAGGUUGACCACCAACCCUCCCCUUACUCCUCCCAACACACACACACACACACACACACACACACACACACUGCUCAUGUUCAUCCUCUAUCUGUUCAUACGUUCACCUAGGCUCAAAACUGCUUAUCCUCUGCUGCUGGCCUGGGAAAUGGUCUGUCUGUAAGAGGCCUUUGCACAUCCCUGAGCUCUUCCAUUAUGAUUUGGUGUUAAUUUUAACCAACAGCCUGGAUGGCAACUCUACCACCCAUGCCAUCCCUACCGACUCCUGGCUUCUGGCUGUGCUUCUCUUCUCUGCCUUCAAAGCCUUGUCUGCCCCUCUACCUGCUGAAAUCCUAGCUUGUCGAUCAAGUCUUUGUUCAGAAGGCCAACUCCUCAAAUUAAACGUUCGCCAUCCCCCUGAUCUAAAUUUUGUCUCUCCUUUUGCAGCCAUUCUCUGGCUUAGAAACUUUUUGAGGAUUGUGCCAAAGUCAUUAUAAACUGUGCCAGAGAAGUAGCUGUCAGCAUAACAAGAUCUACGUAAUACUCUCCUAUCAUGUUUUCUUUCCAGUGUAUGUGAAGUAGAAAUAAACACAUUUCCCUUUCUCUGGUCAGCCCCCAAACAGCUAAGCCAAUGCCGUGCUCUUCAAUGCAAACUUGCUUUCCUGUUUCUAAGGAUUUUUAAGUUGCUUUGGAAAUAUUCCAGCUUCCAGAUUGCUUUUUAACUUUUAUUUGUGUUUGAGAGGCAGAGAGAGACAGAGCAUGAGCUGGGGAGGGGCAGAG